GUGGGCUGGGCAUAUCCUCAGCAGCAGAAGAAUUAUGAAUUGUUUUGGUCUACGCAGGACAGCUCAGAGGUGAGUCUCUUCGGCAAGGUGCCCAAUCCUGUGGAUCUCGAGGUCCUGAUGCUGAUCAAGGUUUACCGCUUCGGUGAGCUUUUUGCUGGGGCAGCGAAUGUCACUACUGCUGUGAAGCUCCAUGGCAUUCCUGCUUUCAAGAUGGACAAAAUCUAUUACGGGGGUUUCGAUUUCUUGGCACCGGCUGGAUUCUCGUUCCUGGGCUGCUUUUAA
This is a messenger RNA of Symbiodinium sp. CCMP2592, 282 nucleotides long. Lineage: Eukaryota; Dinophyceae; Suessiales; Symbiodiniaceae. The record is from the annotation of a GenBank genome assembly.